Messenger RNA from Corvus hawaiiensis (hawaiian crow), 3172 nucleotides. It is a transcript of the gene ETV4, whose product is annotated as ETS variant transcription factor 4. Lineage: Eukaryota; Metazoa; Chordata; Aves; Passeriformes; Corvidae. The coding region runs from base 83 to 1465 and encodes 460 amino acids. Gene Ontology annotation, biological process: cell differentiation; regulation of transcription by RNA polymerase II. The transcript is spliced from 12 exons. The record is from RefSeq and is a predicted model, not a curated record. Gene Ontology annotation, cellular component: nucleus. Gene Ontology annotation, molecular function: DNA-binding transcription factor activity, RNA polymerase II-specific; sequence-specific DNA binding.
CGCCCGGCCCGGCCCGGCCCGCCGCACCCCUCCCCGGUACCCUCCCCAGAUGCCCGAGGAGAGCGGAUAGAGCCCGAGGAGGAUGAAGAGGUACCUGGACCAGCAGGUGCCGUUCACUUUCCCGCAGCAGCCCCCGGGUGGCGGAGCUGUGCUGGGCGCUGGGAAGACCCCCGGGGAGCCGGGCGUGCCGCCGGCGCAGGACUCGGAAGAGCUCUUCCAAGACUUGAGGCAGCUCCAGGAGACGUGGCUGACUGAAGCUCAGGUUCCAGACAAUGAUGAGCAAUUUGUGCCUGACUUCCAUUCAGAAAACUUAGCUUUUCACAGUCCUCCUGCUAAGAUUAAAAAGGAGCCCCAAAGCCCCUCAGAGCCCACACUGUCCUGCAGCCAUGAGCAGCCAUUCCAGCACAACAGCGAGCAGUGCCUUUAUGCCAGUGCCUACGAUCAACCCAGACAGUCCCCCAGCCCAGGAGUCCUGAUACAGCCACCGCUCCAACAGUUCCCUAGACAGGACAGGAGCUUCCUGACCCCUGUGGGGCCACCCCACUCCACACCCAGCUGUGGAUACCUCAGUGAAAACAGCUCUGCAUACCAGCCACCUGUGGAGAUGUGCCAUUCCUUCCCAUCCUCCCAGGGCAUGGCCCAGGAAGACCCCAUUGCCUACCAGUGCCAGCUGCCCAAGCCCUGCCUCCAGUACCCCCAUCAGGGCUUCAAACAGGAGCACCACGACCCACAGUACGAGCGGGCAAACCAGGCAGGCAGCAGCCACCAGUACCCAGCAGCUGUGGUGGUCAAGCAGGAGCAGGUGGAUUACAUGUACGACUCAGAUGUUCCUGACUGUCCUUCCAUGUAUAUAAGUGCUGAGAGUUAUCCAAGCCAUUCAAAUACAGAAGAUACAUUAGGCUGCAGCUAUGACAAGCAGAUGAGGUCCUUUACUGAUGAUGUCUGUGUUGUUCCAGAAAAAUUUGAAGCAGGAGACAUCAAGCAGGAAGCCGGAGGGUACCGGGAAGGACCCCCAUACCAGAGACGGGGAUCGCUCCAGCUCUGGCAAUUCCUUGUGGCCCUGUUGGACAAUCCCACCAAUUCCCACUUCAUUGCCUGGACUGGUAGAGGAAUGGAGUUCAAGCUCAUUGAGCCAGAGGAGGUGGCCAGGCUGUGGGGGAUCCAGAAGAACCGUCCAGCCAUGAACUAUGACAAGCUGAGCCGAUCACUUCGCUACUAUUACGAGAAAGGCAUCAUGCAGAAGGUGGCUGGGGAGCGCUAUGUGUACAAGUUUGUGUGUGAGCCUGAAGCCCUGUUCUCCAUGGCCUUCCCCGAUAACCAGCGGCCAGCGCUGAAGGCAGAGCUGGACCGGCAGAUCAGUGAGGAGGACACGGUGCCUCUUUCCCACCUGGAUGAGAGUGGCUCCUACCUGCCAGACCUUGGGAGCUUCCCUCCACAGCUCUACAGCAAAGGCUACACGUACUAGCACUGCUGGGAGCACGCUGUGCCACACGUGGCUGUGUACAGAAGGAGAUGGCUGGUUAGUAUUCAACUGGUAUCAGCAUUUUUUCAGGCCAGCAAUAAACUCUGAACACCUGCUUUGGUCAGGACAAGUGUUCAGGUACACAAGUGGAUAAUCACCUCACAGCAGACAGGGCUCUUGUGUGCUUGUGAUAAAACCCUCUUACUGUGUCAGGAUGGGGCAUGCUCUCAGCUGUGCAGACAUCAUCCGAGCAGCAGAGCUACAGCUGCAGCAGCAGCUCAGGUAAUUGGUGCCUCUAGCUGUAUCACACCUGUCACAGUCCCUCUCAUUGCAGAGGGAGGGGAUGCUGUCCCACCAGGUUUUUUUCCAAUGUAUGAGAAUGCUACAGUGCUGCUGCUGACUCCAUUCCUCCAUGACGUGUACUGAACCUCUGUAGGACCUGCCUUCAGCUCUGGCCAGAGGAACUCACUCAGAAAGGCCAGCUUAGCCUUCUUCCCAGGAUGGCUGCAGGGCAAUGGUCACAGAUCUUAUGCCUUCCUUGGGGAAUACUCGUUGUCUCGUACAUGCAUGCUCCUGCCUUAUCACCUCCUUGCUCAUGCCAGGAGUUUCUGGUAUUCAGGCACUCUGAGCAGGGUAGGUGGAGGCCUUGGCCAGGAUUAGAGUAGUCCUGGAGUACAUGGCCCAAAGCCAUGCAGGGGAAUUACAGAGGAGCUUGAUUGCAUUGGUCUGGGGCACAGGUCAAAGCCAAGGCCAUGUUCAGGUAGAGGGAUUGUGGGAAGCAGCAAGGCCUGAGACACCAGCUCAGCGUUGUGUUGUGGCUUUUCCAAACUGAAAAACUUCUUCAACAAACAUUCUCAGGAUCUUUGAAGAGCUGCCAGGCUCUUGAGUGUGCCCAUCCUGGGCUUGGCUAGAAAAUCACGUGAGGCAAGAGAAGAACCUGGUGGAGGUGUGAUUAAAAAAUCCUAUACAAAGUAACCUAAACCAUACAUAGAUCUUAAUAUAGGAAUUCAGACUUAAACUCCACAGAUAUUUGCAUGUUUGAGGGGAAUUCAGAUGUGUUGAAAAGGCAGCUCUCUCUGCAGAAAAUGCAGCACAUGCAACUUGACUAAACUGGCAGGUUUUCCACAACAGUAAAUAUUUAUAAUGGGCACCACAUCCUCAUUAAGAGGUGCUUCAUUUUUUAAUUAGCAGCUCCACCACAUUCCUAGCUGGACAAGACACAGUACAGUGUACCCAUACAGAAAAAGUCUGUUUCCUACUGCUUCAGAGUGAUGUUUUAGUUGCUGAAUACAGAGCAUUACCAAUCCUGCCAGCAUGGUAGCCUGUAGAGAAAAUUCUGUAUAUUUGAUUGAAAGCCUGAUUUCCCCUGAUGACUCUCCCCUGCAUGGCUAACGCCAAACCCUCCCAGCCUCGUCCCUGACUGCAAGAGCCAUGAAAGGCAGCAUUCCCUGCCUGAGGAGAGGCCAGAGACUCAGAGCAGUCUGCUCUGCUGAUGCCUUUGCAGGCCCUGUGCAGAGACUUGGUGUUCUGACAGUUCCUGACCCUCCUGCCUUGCCCUGCACCUUCCUGGCCAGCACAGUUCCUGUGGUGUCCCAGAAGUGAGGGCGAAGGGGAGCCCUUCCUUUGGUAUAAGCUGCCUUUACUAUUUAUGAGUGUAAAAAUAUUAUAAUUAAUAAAUUGGUCUGUCUUGGGCCAGUGCAACUUCACUGA